AUGCCUCCAAUUCGAGAACAUCAAUCACCUUUGGAGGCUCAACAAAAUCCAUCCGUAUCUUCUGAAGACGAAGAUCCAUCCUCUCCUGCUAAAAGUGAUAAAUCUAUGUCACCAACUGAUAAUGAUCGUAAACGCGGUAAACGAUCACCGAGUAUAAAUACACGAGCAUCGAGAGUUGGAGUUACGAAUUUUAUUAAUGUAAUAAAAAGUUUACAUCCAGGGGAAUCCUUAAAUUAUUUUCCUAUUACGAAAGAAACAUUACAACAAUAUAUUGAUUCUAAACGUAAAGCCCUCAUAAAAGCAGGAUCUUUAGAACAAUAUUUACAACAUAUUCAAGCUUAUAAUAUUGCACUUGGAUUUGGUUGGGAUGGCCACGUAUUUGGUCCAAUUAUUAAAAAAGCUUUAGAUGAAUUAAGAUCUUAUGAAGAAGAAGUAUCAAAAUCUUCUUCUCAAUCUAUUUUGUCAACACCUGUUACUUUAGAUGCUAUUGUAACAAGUAAUGCAUCUGUUCCCGAAGCAAUGAAAAUCGAUAAUAGAAAUCCUAAUUUAUUUACUAUUAAUGAAAGUGAUGAAAGGAUCGGUACUACGAUUUACGUAGAUCUUGAAAACGACAUUUCAUCCCUCAGAGAACAAGAAAAGGUUUCUAAAGUAAUACCUAUAGUCUGUUUCGAUACUACAAAGAUUCCAUUCACUAUCAUGGAUCAACAUACCAGAAUAAAUCUUGAUAAUUUAAAUUUCUCAGAUACAUUACAGAAUCUUCGACAAUUAUAUUCUAAUAUUUCUUUCGUAAACCUUCCAAAAUCUUGGGGAUCUGUAGAUAUUUCACGAAUUUAUUAUCGAAUUGGAACACAAGAUGAUUCGCAACAUUUUGGAUUAUUUGAUGAAUCAACAUUUAAUCGCUUUUGGGCUAGUUAUGAUGACCGUGAGGCUGGAAAAGAUGUUCAAUUGGUUAUUUAUCGUAAUGCAGAUCCUUCGAUUGUAAAUACAUCAGAAAUUAGCCCAGAACUUUUUGGUUCACAAAGUAAAUCAAGUAGAAUAACGUAUAUGGAUCGUAGAUCUGAUAUUCCUAUUUUGAAGUCUGUAACCAUUAGGUCACCAACUACUGUGUACAAACAAAAAGUAGCUGUUAGUGACACAACGACUUUUUCAUCAUUAAUUUCAUUCGCAAUUAAAGCGAUUCCUCCGGCUGGAAAGCAAUUUGUUAUCCGAGCAUCUGAUGGUUCAUUCGAAUAUGUACCGGAAGAUACUAUUAGAGAUGUUAUAGUGGGCGUUGAACAUACCGAUUUAAUUGUUACCGUCGAAGAUAUUAAACAAAUUGAUUUUGAUUACUUUUAA
This is a messenger RNA of Scutellospora calospora, 1335 nucleotides long. The record is from the annotation of a GenBank genome assembly. NCBI's taxonomy places the organism in Eukaryota, Fungi, Glomeromycota, Glomeromycetes, Diversisporales, Gigasporaceae.